Anopheles moucheti is the source of this 2642-nucleotide messenger RNA. RefSeq names its product hepatoma-derived growth factor-related protein 2-like. Gene Ontology annotation, biological process: regulation of transcription by RNA polymerase II. Lineage: Eukaryota; Metazoa; Arthropoda; Insecta; Diptera; Culicidae. The transcript has 9 exons. The record is from RefSeq and is a predicted model, not a curated record. The coding region runs from base 314 to 1720 and encodes 468 amino acids. Gene Ontology annotation, molecular function: transcription coregulator activity; double-stranded DNA binding. Gene Ontology annotation, cellular component: nucleus.
UGAUCGAGACGGCGAACAGGGUGAUUUUUUUAGCGACUCCAGGCGAAAAACUGCCAAAGUGGUCUUGUGUUUGGUAUGGUAAAAAAGUUAUAACGUUUAUAACAUCCCCUUUUCAACAAGCAGCAACAUACAGCAUCAGCGAAACGCGGCAAUUGUGAGUUAGGCAUUAUUGUUCACGUUCGGAAAGAGUAGUGGAGUGGCGUUUGACUGUCUCUGCUUGAAGGGUACGUACGGACUAAGCGAGUAAAGCCGCAAGCGAGCAAAGGAACGCUCUGUUUUAACGCCGCGUAAACAAGCUGCCACAGCCAGCACGAUGGUGGCGUCCAAAAAAUCUUUCGAAGUCGGCGAUUUGGUAUUCGCCAAGGUGAAGGGCUAUCCAUUCUGGCCCGCGAAGAUCACGCUUAUUGGAAAAAGCAAAGACUCAGUCUACUUCUACGGCACGGGUGAAAUCGGAAAUGUCAAGAAGGGCGACAUGUAUCCGUACGAAUCGUCGAAGGAGAAAUUUUCGACGGAGAAGUUCAUGAAACGGAAGGGCUUUAAAGAGGCGUUGAUGCAGAUUGAGUCUGCCUUGAGCGGCGAUGAUCCGAGCCCCCUUGCAUUUGAUGUAGCGGCCGUUCAGUCGGGAAUGGAUGAUACGUUGGAAUCUCAGCAAACAUCAAUCUCCGCUGCUGAGACCACGUUUAAUGAGUCGCACGUAUCGGCAAAUUCAACCGCGUACAAUGUGAGCAAAGUAAAGCUCGAAACGUCUGAAAACGAUAAUACCAACACCCCACAGACCGCCUCAUCUCACGCAAAAUCCAAUUCAAACACAAAAGCUAGCGCCACAAAGAAAGCGAACAGUGCACUCGCCAUGGUCCCGAAUAAUGGAGCACAAAAGAAGGUGUUCGACUCACCAGUGCCGCUGCAGGACGCGGUUGGUGCGACCGAUACGAAGGAAAUCGUCAGCCAACGAGGUAGAAUAAUCAAGCAGAAACGAUUUAAGGAUGGUGACGAAGAGGAAUCCACUGGAGGAUCCCCGCCUAAGAAGAAGGCAGCGAAGACGACGACCAAAGCGGCGCCCCUGUCUACUACUCCCGGCACGAAAAAGAACCUGGACGCUUUCGAUAAACUUGCUGACGAACGACUGUUUGUGCUGAAGCUCGAACGACAACUGGUAGAACUGAAUCUGGAGGUAAAAUCCUCGGUAAAGCUGAAUGGUGCCGAUCCAGAACGGUGCGUUAAGCUGAUGGAACAAUAUGAAAAUCUGAGCGUUACUCCAACGAUCCUGAAGAAAAACCCCAACUGUGUCGAAACGAUGAAAAGGUUACGUAAAUACGUCGGCAACGCGAAAGCGUGGAAUCUAGAUGAUAAGCAAAAAUUGAAGUUUGAUUUCCAAGCACAACUAAUACGACAAAAGGCAGAACAGAUAUAUGCCCGCUUUAAGGAUAUUUUGGGAAUGCCAGACUCCGAAAUGCCUUUCUGGGAUUGGUUCGUACAGCAGGUAAACACGUUCGGUCAACGGACGCAGCAUUUGACCCAAGAAGAGCUAUAUCUGCUGUCCGACGAGAAAGAACUGGAAGACUGCAACAUUCAGAAUAGUAACAAUACGACCAAUGCGACGCAUGGCACGCAAGAGACGAAGACCAACAGCUUGACGGCGGAGGAAAAUGAAGGUGCGGACGAAGGGUUUGAUCCGGAGGUUACAGCACCUGAAGAAAGUACGACAAAUGUUGGUGAAUAGAAAUGGGGCGCGUUGGGUUCUUAUUAUCAGCUACUAUUACAACAACAACAACUACUACUACUGCACCCGGAGAUAUCCCUCUCGCGUCACGUGCUAUGUUUUGUCAAUAAUAGUUUAUGGUGGACUCUUUUAAUAGGUGAAUUGGGAUGUGCAUUGGGAUUGUUCGUUGCAAUGUUGAUUUCUCGUUUCCCCUUUUUUUGCCUUUUUGAUUUGUCAGAUACAUAUCUACGGAUUUUGUUUUCGUAGCCCUAUUUUACAGUGUGAACUUGCUUUAAAACCUUCAAAAUUCUUAGUUAAUUGCCACAUUUGUUUAAAAUCCCAAACACACCAUAAACAAUAUAAAUAUUAAGUAUUUUUUAUUAUUCAUACUUACCUAAUUGUCGUAAGUUUGAUUGUGAACAAUCGUUAAAGGAGGACUAUUCGCCUGUGUUCGCUGAAAACAUCAUACCAGUUAAGGACAUGCAUUUGGGACACUUAACUGAUAAUAAAUUCUGUACUAUAACGAAAUAAAACUCCGGCACUUCAACGCACUGGUAUGGUACCAACGACAGGCAAACAAAAUAAUGACAACCUCUCAACCUGGACGGCAGCAAACAGGCAAAGCAAUAAAAUAUCAAAUACGAUCGAUUCCCAUGCUUAGCUAGCGAUAGAACAAUAACUGCUGUACGGUAAUGGAAUCGGUCUGGAAUGCUAAACGAAACACAACAACUCGUUUAGAGUUUAAGUUGCUUACUUUUCGCGCAUGGAAGUUGCGUGCCAGGCAUGUCAUUAGUGCAUCUCAACUCUGCGAACACGAACAAGCGAGAUUAAGUUUCAUACACGGAAAUAAAUUACACUUUCCACGACGGUGUACCGAUCGUGAGCAGAACGAAGUACGGCGUGAGAAGAGUAUCUUAAUAUUAGCAUUAACAAAGUCCCGGUA